This is a messenger RNA of Tripterygium wilfordii, 2662 nucleotides long. RefSeq names its product probable LRR receptor-like serine/threonine-protein kinase At1g63430. The transcript has 13 exons. Gene Ontology annotation, molecular function: protein binding; protein kinase activity; ATP binding. Bases 411 to 2411 code for a protein of 666 amino acids. The record is from RefSeq and is a predicted model, not a curated record. Gene Ontology annotation, biological process: protein phosphorylation. NCBI's taxonomy places the organism in Eukaryota, Viridiplantae, Streptophyta, Magnoliopsida, Celastrales, Celastraceae.
CGGUCCCGUCUUAUACUGAUAACAAAACAUCUCUUUGAAUCCAAGUUUCUCUCACAUCUGCUUCUGGGGUGGUUUUCAGGGGUUAUCCAUUUCUCUCUACUCACAUUUCCUAGUGAUUUUCUUUUGCUUUCGUGGGUGGUUGCCAAAUCUUUGAUUUAUACUCACUCGUUUUAGUCUCAGUACAAAAAUUUUACAAAGACGAACACUUUGUCUACUAAUUUCAUUGCAUUCUCUAGAUGGAACCCAUUACUACUGUAGGGAAUUUUUGGUAACUACAACUACAACCCAUUUGAUUCUUCUUCUUUUUUUUUCCCGUUUGAUUUUGUUUCCGGUGCAUUUUUUUGGGUCACUGGGGUUCUUUCGGUCUGGUGUGUUUUCUGGAGAGAGAGCGGAAUGUUGCUUUAGGAAAAAUGAGAUCCGAUAGAUUUACUUCACUUGUGGUUCUUUGCUUUGUCUUUGGAGGUCCUUUUGUGAUCGUUGAUUCCUUUCCAAGAGAUGAAGUUCGGGCUCUUUUGAACUUCAAGGAAGCCAUAUAUGACGACCCACUUGUAUUUCUGUCCAAUUGGAAUGCCUUAGAUGCAGAUCCUUGUCACUGGCCUGGUCUUUCAUGUUCUUUUGCUGGAGACCGUGUUGUCAAGAUAAACAUCACUGGUUCAUCUUUACGAGGAUUUCUUGCACCAGAAUUGGGUAGAAUCACCUAUUUACAAGAACUAAUAUUGCAUGGGAAUAAUCUGCUUGGUAUAAUACCGAAAGAAUUGGGCUCCCUGAAAUUCCUUAAGGUUUUGGAUUUGGGGAUGAAUCAAUUGACGGGUCCAAUUCCUCCAGAGCUAGGGAACUUGACCAGUAUCCAGAAAAUGAACCUCCAGUCAAAUGGGUUGACUGGAAGAUUACCUCCUGAGCUUGGCAAUUUGAAGUAUCUGCAGGAACUUCGGCUUGACAGGAAUAAGCUUCAAGGAACUCUUCCUUCUACUAACAAUUCAGCGACAAAGUCAGACAUGCAUGGAAUGUAUCCCUCAAGUGCAAACUUAACUGGCUUCUGCCAAUUUUCUCAGUUAAAAGUGGCCGAUUUCUCUUACAACUUCUUCGUUGGGAGCAUACCUAAGUGCCUGGGAAAUCUUCCAAGUACAAGCUUUCAAGGAAACUGCCUCCAAAAUAAAGAUCCGUAUCAGCGUAAUGCCACGCAAUGUGCGCUUUAUGGUAGUACUCCACCUGCCAAAAGCCAUCAAACCAACAACUCUAGGCACCGACCUGCUGAUGACACUUCAAAUCAUCAGGGGUCAUCAAAGCCUGGGUGGCUUUUGGCUCUGGAAAUAGCAACUGGAACCAUGGUGGGUUCACUCUUUAUUGUUGCAGGUCUCACUGCUCUUCAGAGAUGCAAUAGCAAAUCUUCUCUCAUAAAUCCUUGGAAGAAACCUGCUAGUGAGAAAGAUCGCAUGACAGUGUACAUAGAUUCUGAGAUGCUGAAAGAUGUCACAAGAUUCACCAGACAAGAGCUUGAAGUUGCCUGUGAAGAUUUUAGCAACAUUAUAGGCUCCUCACCUGACAGUUUGGUCUACAAAGGCACCAUGAAAGGUGGGCCUGAAAUCGCUGUGAUAUCCCUCUGUGUUAAAGAAGAGCAUUGGACUGGCUAUCUUGAGCUUUACUUCCAGAAAGAGGUGGCAGAUUUGGCUAGAUUAAAUCACGACAACGCAGGAAAGUUGCUUGGAUAUUGUAGAGAGAGCAAUCCAUUUACGAGGAUGCUAGUUUUUGAAUAUGCAUCAAAUGGGACUUUGUACGAGCACCUCCAUUAUGGAGAAGGAUGCCAGUUUUCUUGGACACGACGCAUGAAAAUUGUUUUAGGCAUUGCUCGUGGACUCAAAUAUCUCCACACAGAACUUGAACCGCCAUUUACCAUAUCAGAGCUGAAUUCUAGUGCUAUAUAUCUUACAGACGAGUUUUCACCUAAGCUGGUUGAUUUUGAAAGCUGGAAGACAAUUCUUGCAAGAUCAGAAAAGAACUCAGACUCUAUUGCCAACCAAGGAGAUAUUUGUGUUCUUCCAAAUUCUAUGGAGGAACGGCAUCUGGAUGUCCAAGGCAAUGUUCAUGCUUUUGGUGUACUGUUACUGGAAAUUAUCAGUGGGAGACCUCCACACUGCAAGGACAAAGGGUGUCUGGUGGAAUGGGCUAAGGAAUAUCUAGAUUUGCCCGAAGUGAUGUCGUAUGUGGUUGAUCCCGAGUUGAAACACUUCAGAUUUGAUGACCUCAAGGUUAUAUGUGAAGUGGUGCAACUUUGCAUCGAUCCAGACCCUAGUAAGAGGCCAUCCAUGCAGGAAUUAAGCUCCUUUCUGGAGAGCAGAAUCGAUACAUCCAUAUCUGCUGAGCUUAAGGCAUCUUCUUUGGCCUGGGCUGAGCUUGCACUGUCAUCAUCAUAGUGGAGUCAAAUGCUAGCAGCUAACAUACUGUAAAUCACACUUACAUUGUAAUACCUUUCUCCUUUUUAUUUCUUCCUCUAUAGUUUUCCCAUCAAGCCUCUUCAUAGUCAUUGUAAAUCCUUGCUUGCUAAAAGGGACAUACUGAUCCUCACCCUUGUCGAAGCCUAGUCUUCUGUAUACUUACAGAUUUUCAGUGAAGUCUGAUUCACAAAAUAGGGAAAUCAAUUCUUGUUAGAAAUGUUUAAGCUUUA